This is a messenger RNA of Serinus canaria (Common canary), 643 nucleotides long. It is a transcript of the gene NDUFA13, whose product is annotated as NADH:ubiquinone oxidoreductase subunit A13. Bases 72 to 506 code for a protein of 144 amino acids. Lineage: Eukaryota; Metazoa; Chordata; Aves; Passeriformes; Fringillidae. The record is from RefSeq and is a predicted model, not a curated record. The transcript has 5 exons.
GUGUGUUUCCCGCGCGCGGGAGCGGGGCGGGCCGGCGGCGCGGCGCAGUGACGUCACCGAGCAGCGCCGCAAUGGCGGCGCCGAAGGUGAAGCAGGACAUGGCCCCGCCGGGCGGGUACGGCCCCAUCGACUACAAGCGGCACCUCCCGCGCCGCGGCUUCUCAGGGUACAGCCUGUUCGCGCUCGGCAUCGGGAGCCUCCUGCUCGGCUACUACACCCUCGUCAAGUGGAACCGCGAGCGCAGGCGGUUGCUGAUCGAGGAGCUGGAGGCUCGGAUCGCGCUGAUGCCGCUGCUGCAGGCGGAGUCCGACCGCAGGAUGCUCCGGAUGCUGCGGGAGAACCUGGAGGAGGAGGCCAAGAUCAUGCGGGACGUUCCUGGCUGGAAGGUGGGCGAGUCCCGUUUCCACACGGAUCGCUGGGUGCCCCCCACGCUGGAGGAGCUCUACUUCCUGCGGCCCCCGGCCGAGCUGGACCGCGAGAAGUUCGGCCUGCAGAACUACGUCUGAGCCCCGGGCCCGCCUCUCCCGCCUCCUUCCGGAACUUUCCCCCCUUUCCCUGCCCCUCUCCAGGCUGAUUCCACCAUCCCGAGCUUGUUCCGGCUCCUGCUCAUUAAUAAUUAAUGAAUAAAUAAUGAAUAAGUAAA